GAGAAUGAAAUUGAUUUUCGCUUUUAUAUGAUGAUGAUGACGAUGAUGAUGAUGAUCUUCCACUGUAGCAUUUUGGAUCUUCUUGAUAAAUGUAAUCAUAAUUAUCAUAAUUAUUAUUAUAAUGAUUGUGGUCAUCAUAAUGUUUAGGAGGAAAUCUAUCGUGGUCCUCAUAAUGAUAUUUCUCAUCAUUAAAAUAUGAUAUUCCAACGCGAUCAUCACGUAUACUUGGAGGUGAUGGGUUUAUUACAUCGAUAUCAUUAUUAUUCGCGUAGAUUUGCCGUUCCUGUCUUUGUCUUUUUGAAAAAAGAAAUUCAUCGUAUAAACGACGCCAUCCCCAAAUUUUAUUUCUUGGCCUCCAGUGCCACGCUACGUUUGGAUUUCUACAUUCUACCAAAUAGAAGUCAACACCAUUUUCAAUUUUUUCAUCACGAAUGAGUAUAGGACGUUUACCAUCCCGGUUAAAUCUAUCCUUGCGACUUCUAUAUGGCCCAGUCAUAUUUUUUUUAUUCUUUAACGAAAGACCUUAUCUAUUAAAAUUCAAAUAACUCAAAUAAGAAUGAAAAAAUCGAUUAAUCCAAAUGAACUUUUUUUAAAUAAAGAAAUUAUAUGGUAAUUGAGUGG
This is a messenger RNA of Rhizophagus irregularis DAOM 181602=DAOM 197198, 621 nucleotides long. The record is from RefSeq and is a predicted model, not a curated record. Lineage: Eukaryota; Fungi; Glomeromycota; Glomeromycetes; Glomerales; Glomeraceae.